GAUUCUAGCAACUGCUGGGACUGAUUUUGACCUGCGGACCCUACGAGCCGUCCGAGUGUUACGACCCCUGAAGCUUGUGUCGGGAAUCCCAAGCUUGCAGGUUGUCCUCAAGUCCAUCAUGAAGGCGAUGGUGCCCUUGCUUCAGAUCGGGCUGCUCCUCUUCUUCGCCAUCGUGAUGUUUGCCAUCAUCGGGCUGGAGUUUUACAUGGGGAAGUUUCACAAAACCUGCUUCUCUAAUGAGACAGGUGAUGAGGUGGGAGAUUUUCCUUGCGGAGAGGAGCCUCCUGCCAGGCAGUGUGAGAGUGGGACCACCUGCAGGGAGUACUGGCAAGGGCCCAACUACGGCAUCACCAACUUUGACAACAUCCUCUUUGCUGUGCUCACCGUCUUCCAGUGCAUCACCAUGGAGGGAUGGACCGACAUCCUCUACAAU
This is a messenger RNA of Balearica regulorum gibbericeps (East African grey crowned-crane), 433 nucleotides long. Lineage: Eukaryota; Metazoa; Chordata; Aves; Gruiformes; Gruidae. The record is from RefSeq and is a predicted model, not a curated record.